Molecule: messenger RNA, 4365 nt
Organism: Closterium sp. Naga37s-1
Lineage: Eukaryota; Viridiplantae; Streptophyta; Zygnematophyceae; Desmidiales; Closteriaceae
Source: the annotation of a GenBank genome assembly
AUGGGGAGCUUCAACGAGCGGGACCAGGCUCGCGCGCCCGCCUUACCCUCCGCGCCUUCCCCCAUGCUGCUCCCCUCCGCGCCCUCCCCCACUUCCGCCAACGCGAUUGGCCGAUCGCGCUCCCUCACAAACUCCUCUUCCGCCUCCCUCGUCGUUGCCUCUGUUCUCUCCGCAUCCCGCUCCCCCCUCCCCACCUUCCCGCGCCAAUCCUCCACUUCCGCCACGGUUUCCCCCUGUCGCGCCUUGCGCCCGUCGCCCCCCGCCGCGCGCGGAAGCGGCGGAGGGCGGGGAGAAGACCCUUCCGCGGACGUCUCCCGCGAGUUCCCCAACGGCGACUCGUACCGCGGGCAGUGGGGGGCGGCGUGGGACGUGCCGCACGGCGCGGGGUGCUACGUGUGGGCGGACGGGAGCGUGUACGAGGGGGAGUGGGCGCGCGGGGAGAAGCACGGGCAGGGGCUGUUUGUAUGGCCGUCGGGCGCGCGCUACAAAGGGGAGUGGGCGCGCGGGCAGAUGCAGGGCGUGGGGAGCUACUGGGGCGCGGACGGGUCGUUUUACACGGGGAACUGGGCGGGGGGCGUGAAGCACGGGCUAGGGCGCAAGCUCUACCCCAACGGGGAUCGCUACGAGGGCUUCUGGUCGUUUGGCGCGGCGCACGGACCGGGGCGGUACGUGUGGGCGAACGGGAACGAGUAUUUCGGCGAGUGGGAGGGCGGGACGAUGAGCGGGUGCGGGACGUUCACGUGGGCGAGCGGCGAGCGGUACGAGGGCGAGUGGGAGGGCGGGGUGGAGCACGGCGUGGGCGUGUUCGCGUGGCGCGACGGUAGCCGUUAUGAAGGCACGUGGAGCCGCGGGCUUAAGGACGGUAAGGGCGUGUUUUACCCCGCUGGGUGCGCGCAUGGCGCAGGGGACGCUGGGGAGAGGGGGGAAAGGGAGGCGGGGAUGGGGGAGGAAAGGGAUGGGGAUGAGGGGGAGGAGGAAGGGGGGGAGGAGGCGGAGGAGGACGGGGAGGAGGAGGGGGAUGUUGAUGGGGACGGGGAGGGAGCGGAGGAGGAAGAGGAUGAGGAGGAGGGAUGGGGAUUGGAAGGCGAGGAGAAAGGGGAGGAGAUGGGGGGAGAGGCAGGGCAGGGGGAUGCAGCGGGGAGCAGUGCUGCUGCUGCGGCUGCCGUUAUGAACGGCUGCAGUCCUGAUGACGUUGAUGGUGCUCUGGCGGCCGUUGCAGCACCAACAGCAGCGGCAGCGACGUCAGGGGCGAGUGUGGCGGGUGCGAGUGCAGGGGAAAGGGCUGCUGCGGGGCAGGUAGCGCCUGGUGCCGUGCUGCUGGCUAAGCAGGCUCCGGACCUGAGCUCAGGCUCGUUCAACGCUGGCUCGGCGAGCUCAGGUUCGGGGAGGCUGGCUCGGAGGGGCGGUGUAGCAGCAGCCACGGGGGGAGGGGGAGGUACGGCAGGGGUGAAGGGCGUGCAGAGGAUGUUACAGAAGCGGCUUACAGCGGGGACGAGGGCGCUGGAGGUGGCGCUAGGGCCCACGGGGAGUGUGUACCUGGCUGCUGAUGCCGUGCCCGCUAUGCCCCUCCCUGACUCCUCCUCGCUUGGCCGGGGGGACGGCAGGCCAAGCGCGCGGGAGGGAGGAGGUGGUGUGGAGAAGGGGGCGGAGAGGAAGGAGGCUGGUGUGGAGGGAAGGGAGGGAGUUGGGGCGAGGGAGGGGAGGGAGAGGGAGGGAAAGGAGGAGAGGGUGGUGAUUGCGAUUGGGAGGAGUUCAAGAGGGGAAGGCAAGGGCGAGAGGAUUGCAGGAGAAGGGAGCAAGGGCAGAGGGCAGGAGAGCACUGGCGGGGCAGUGAGUGACACGGACAUGUGGCGGCCUCUGAUUGGCAGCGGUGCGGAGAGCAGCCAAUGGGAAGGAAGCAGUGGUGAAGGGGCGGUGACGGAUGGGAGGGAGGCAGGGGGGAGUGGAGCAGGAUGGAAGGAGCUGGAGAAGGGGUUGAGAAGCGAGGCGAGAGGGGCGAGAGGGGCGAGGGAGAAGGCGAACGGAGAGCGAUGGGAGAGCGGGGCAGAUGGGGGGCAUGACAGCGGUGUCAUGCAUGCCAGGUCCCCUCCCCACUCUCUCAAGCCUGCCGGGCGUCCUCCCCCCGUCCCCCCCCGCUCGCCCCUACCACCUGGCCGCCCCCCCCCGCCCCUUCCCCGCUCGCCGCUGGCAGCUGGGAGGGGUCUGUGGCACGCGCGCCAGCCCAGUGACGACUUCUUUAUUGGGCUGUCUUCGUCCAAUGGCAGCAGCACACGUGGCAGCCCUGGCAGCAGGAAGGGGGGGCGCAAGUGCUUGUCGGGGCCGCUGCAGGCGCGGGCGAACCAGGCGAGGGAAAGGGGGGAGGCAGGGGAGAUGGGGGAGAUGCGAGGCGAGGAGGGAGAGGGGAUGCAUGGGAAGGGGGGGCGACAGCAAAGAGGGAGAAUAGGGGGAGGGGCUUGGAGGGAGGGGGAGGAGGAGGAGGAGAAGGGUGUUGGGAGAAGCGCUGCUGUCUCCCGGCCAAUGACAGCGAGCCACGUGUCGGAGGUGGACAUGGAGGGGCGGCAGGACAACUGGAAGGUGUGGAGGGAGGAGGCCCCCUCGCGCUGGCGACACCACCUGGGCCUCCGCGGCCCCCUUGCUGCGCCCUCCCCCUCCCCCGCUGCUCCCAGUUCCCACCCAGGCCCUGCUGUUGCCAGCGUGGGACCUGCCGCGUCCAACUCAGCAGGUGCUGCUGCCAGCUCAGCAGCCGUAGCUGCCAGCUCAUCAGCGAGUGCGGCCUCAGCAGUGGCGAUGGGGGCAGGUGGAGGAGAGGGGGUAAGGUCACCGCGGGGCAUCACACGUGCUCUCACCAUGGGGCCUGUGCCGGGGCGAGGGCAGCAGUACGCUGAGGGGGAGGGGCGCCGUGGAGGGGCGUGUGGGGCGCUGGAGGCGAGGGAGGAGGGCGGAGCGCAGGAGGGGGCGAGAGGGGAGCAGUCAGGAGAGGCAGCAGUGCUGAUAUUGAACGGGGGAGGCGAGGGAGAGGCGUGUGAGGUGGCGGGGGUGGAGGCGGUGGAGGAUGCGGUGAUGGUGAGGGAGUACGUGCACGGCGUGCUCGUUGCUCAGCAGCCGCUCUCCUCCCACUCCCACCCCCCGGUAAGCCUGCUCUCUGCUUCUUUCUCUUUGUGUGCUGCCAUGCCCGUGCCUGUGGCAGCACGUGCGGUGGAGCGGUGGCACGUGCCGAGGGGCAGGGAGGGCAAGAGGGCGGGCGAGCUGAUCUACAAGGGCCACCGCAGCUACCUGCUCAUGCGCACCCUGCAGCUCGGCCUCCGGACUCACAUGCUCAUCCCACCUCCCAUUCACACUCCCCUCGUCCCCCCCAACAGGUACAGUGUGGGGAGGAUCACGCCAGACGCACAGAGGGACGUGGGCCCGGCGGACUUCUCUCACUGGCCUGCCGUGCGCUUCCCCCCGGCCGGCUCACCCACCACACCGCCGCACUCCAUGCAUGCAUUCAAGUGGCGCGACUACUGCCCCUCCGCCUUCAGGGCACUGCGCGCCAUGUUUGGAAUAGACCCGGGGGACUACAUGGUGUCGCUGUGUGGGGACGACGCACUGAGGGAGCUGAGCAGUCCGGGCAAGUCGGGCAGCGUCUUCUUCCUCUCGCAUGACGACCGCUUCCUCAUCAAAACCAUGCGCAGCGCUGAGCUGCAGGUGCUGCUGCGCAUGCUACCGGCCUACUACCGCCACGUGAAGCACAACCCACACACACUGCUCACCAAGUUCUUCGGCCUGCACGCCAUCAAGAUCUACCACACCACCUCCUCGCGCACCGCCUCCCGCCUCGCCGCCAAGGCGGGCGGGCGCGAGUCAGUCAUCCGCUUCGUGGUCAUGGCCAACCUGCUGGUGUCGCCGCUGCGCGUGCACCGGCGGUUUGACCUCAAGGGGUCGUCGCAGGGGCGCAGCACGGGCAAGGUGGCGGUGGACGAUACUACAACUCUCAAGGACCUGGACCUCGAUCUUGCCUUUCUGCUUCACCCGCCUUGGCGCCCCCUACUCCUGCAGCAGAUAGCAGCGGACUGUGCGUUCUUAGAGCAGCAGCACAUAAUGGAUUACAGCCUGCUGCUGGGGGUGCACUUCAAGGCCACCGGGCCCCCGCCCGCCCCCAUCGUCACCAUCACUGACGCGCACCUUGACGGGCCAAGCCCCGCCUCCCUCCAACCUGCAGCACCGCAUGGCACCAGUGCUACUGCUGUCAGCAGCAUGCACACAGCCGCACUGCUGCCGCACUGCUACCAUGAGGGCAAUCUGUCCAACCUGCAGCAGCACCUCAUGGCAGCAGUGCGGCUCAUAUCAGCAACAUGCCCACAGGUAGCUCCUGAGGCUGCUUAA